Sebastes umbrosus (honeycomb rockfish) is the source of this 8111-nucleotide messenger RNA. RefSeq names its product nascent polypeptide-associated complex subunit alpha, muscle-specific form (gene prr36a). The coding region runs from base 571 to 5172 and encodes 1533 amino acids. Lineage: Eukaryota; Metazoa; Chordata; Actinopteri; Perciformes; Sebastidae. The record is from RefSeq and is a predicted model, not a curated record. The transcript has 6 exons.
AUCCUUAGGGGUGGCCCCGGACCCAAGGGCUCGAGCUUUGUUUUUGAAUUCGACGUCACUCCUGCUUUGCAUAACCGCCAGUCUCGCGCCGUUGAUUGGAGGACCGCUCGCGGGAUUUAAUCUGCAUCUUCUCUUUUAUGACCAGAGCCAGCAGCACGCGCUCCACCGUCUUCUUCUUCUUCAAACCGCCGCCGGACUCCUCCUCAGUCAUUCCUCUCGGUCACUCCCCCCGCCAGCCGCCAGCCACCAGCCCUGGUCCAUCCUUCAUGAAGGGGAGCAGCCUCACCAGCCUGCCGCCGCCUCUCAAACGUGGAGGGAAGGACACGAAGAGGGACGCUCGGGUUAUUGUUUAAGUCCGGUGAAAUUUACGGCUCCCGUCGACAUAUUUAGUGCAUCUUUAACCGAGAGGGAGGAGACUGUUGGUUUUCUCCGGAGUCUUCAACGGCUGAGCUGCAGGCGGUUGGAAGGACAUCAAAGUGUGAGAGGAACUGGCCAAUCAAGACGAGUGUGAGCCCCUGUACCUUGGAAGCAAGCAGCAACGUCGACGUCCACACCUUUUAGGAGGAGGGAAUGAAACCGGAUGGGGAUACCAUGGAAACCCCAGAGCCCACUGAAGCUGCAGCCGUAGCAGAGCCCUCCUUAUCGCAGGACAACAUAACAGAGCAAGCCCCAUCGCAACCAGAGGAGGCUGCAAAUGAUACAGCACCCACGGCUGCUCCGAAGGACAACGGCAAGCCGGUGGCAGCAGACCCCAAAGUCAAACCAAAAGCUGCUGCAACUAAAAUACAGCCCCCUGCCAAAUCUGCAGGGGCAUCCGGGUCACGGCCAGGUACUGCCUCGCACCGCACAGCGAAUGACGUCAAAUCCUCUAACAAUGUCUCUGUAGCCGCAGUCAGGCAAACGGCAACUGCAGCAAAAGCAUCAGCAGCGGGGGCUGUACCUAAAAGACCGGUUGGUGCAGCAGCAGCUUCCUCCAUGGUCAAGAACCAAUCUAGAGUGCCUGACAAGAAGCCUGUUGGACCGGCCAGGACUACCUCUGUUGCUGCUGCCACAGCAACAAAUAGUACCAAAUCAACAACAGUGAAUGGCAUUCCUAAGAAGAGACCAGUAGCUGAGACUGUUAAUGUAGCUAGACCCAAAACCACAGCUACUGCCAGCAGAGCAGCGGCGUCCACUGCCCCGAAACCCAGCACUUCGACCACAACAAAAGCUGGUGGUGCUGCCAUUUCAAAGACCACCACCAGGCCUGCUACAGGUCCCUCGACAUCUCGACCUGCAUCCACCACAUCCCGACCUGCAACCACCACAUCCAGGCUCGCCACAUCUACGGUCAAGCCCUCCACCACUGCAACUGCCAAAACCGCUGCCUCUAGAGUUACCACAGCACCCUCUACUGGAAGGACCACAGCGGCACAGCCUCCCAAAACUGUUGCAGCUAAGAAAGAUGUCAGUCGACCACCUUCUGCUGCAGUUGCAAAGAAACCUACAGCAGCUACAACAUCCGCUGCAACCAAAAAACCUGAACCUUCUAGACCCGCAGCCACCGUGAAGCUCAACUCUGCCUCCAAAUGGUCCACAACAGCGAAGGCAGCAGACCCCAAGGUGCCACAGUCCAAAACUCUACAACCUGCGAAAUCUACGCCCAAAAAGAAAUCUGUAGCUGCUGUUCGGUCUAUUGCUAAUAACAAACAGCUUCUUGGUCGAACCCCUCCUGCCUCUCCAGCCAACAAACCUAUAAACAGCAGCACCCCUCAGGCAAAACACGGAACCAAACCCACUCAGGCUGUCUCACCUUUCACUGCUGCCAAGAAGACAGGGGCUUCAAAUAGUACCACACCUGCUGUAGAAGCAGUGGGUGCUGCCGGUGCAGUAGUAGUAGCAGCUGCCACAGCAGCGGCUGUGCUAGCAGAUUCCCAAACAGAGGCUAGUACAGAGUCAUUCCCACAAGGAUCAUCCCUUGCUGCCUCUGCACCAGAGGAGGUCCCUCCCCCAGUCUUGGCCCAGGAUACCAAACCAGACGUGAUACCUCAAGAGACUGCAGCUGCUUCCUCUCCUCCACAAAGCCCUGUCAGGACAGCCUUACCACAAACCUCUCCACCCCAGGAGCAGCUAGAGAGCAGUGCUCCCCUACUAACAACACAGGAACAGACCCCUGCCCCAGCUGAGCCUACAUUACCACCAGUGGCCUGUCCUCCAGAUCUAUCCGAGGACCCUGUUUACCUGUUAACCGACCAAACCCCCUCCACAUCUAAAGCCCUCCCAGCAGCAGCAAAUGCCAUCCCUCUGACAGUUCCUCCCACCAAUCUAAAUGAGGAGGAGGAGGAUGAAGAGGAGAGGGAGGGAAGCCAGCUGGUUUCUGUGUCUGAAAUGAGUGGAACCACACAGCCCACAGAGGAAUCUCGCCCCGGAUCGGCUGGACCAGUAGGAGGGUCUGCUUGGAGGGCCGGUGGCGCCUUGCUUUCUGAGCUGGACUCUGAAGAUGUAAGCGGCAGCCAGCAGGGUGCGUCUGAACUGAGUGCCCCUGGUGUCCUGGAGGGCACGGAGAGCAUGGAUGAUCUGGGAGACGGCAGUCUUAAAGGAGCCAUCGACAUGGAAGGAGCCUCAGCAGGUUCACCCGACUUUGAGAAGGUUCCUGACAUACCAGUUAAUGACUUCGAUGAGGACGAAGAUGAAGACGAUGAUGACGAUCGGGUGUGUGACAUGGAUGUGGGCUCAGAGCGGGCGGAUGAACCGCAGAAACCCAGGCACGACAACGAUGUGGAUGAUGAGGAGGAGGAGGAGGAUGACGAUGAAGAUGUGGAGAUGGCUAGCGAGGGGGUGACAGAGAGUGGGCUGGAAAGCUACGGGAAUGCAGAUGAGGAUGACUUUGCUGAGGAUGAAAGACUGGACAACUUAAACCGAGUGGUCGAGCCCCCACCUCCCCCUCCUCUGCUGCCCUCUGCCCCCGCUGCUCAGUGGGACCAACCCAACCCCUUCGCUGAUCCCUGGGCAGAACCUCUUCAGCCAGAGCAGGUUCGUGAGCACGUCUCCCAGCCCGCACUGGUGGCGGAAGCAGCUGCAGCAAGCCCUGUGGCAGACACCUGGCAAGCAGACUCUGAGACCCCAACUCAGACCCCAGCCCAAGCCUGGCUAGAACUAGGCUCUGCUGCUUUUGUUCCUGAAGACGUUCUCCAACAUUCCUCCGUCAAAAAUGAGCUACAAAAUCUAGAGGCCCAAAUGUACAUGGAUCAGUCCAGCCCAGCACCAAUGCAGACCCCCCUGGCCCCUGCUCUUCUCUCUGCCCCAGGAAUGUCUCUGUCAAGCACCCUGAGCAGUGAGACCAGCACGCCAGAGGAACUCUGCGCCUACAAUCGAGACGGGAAUCCCCAGCCUCAAGAUGUGCAGAUGCCGGUGCUUUCCCCACAGCCUGACCUGGACCGAGAAGGAGAAGAGGAUGCUGAGGCAGAGACCCUGCCUGCUGAUGAAGUCCUGGGAGGCCCUGCAACUGCCCCCACCUCCAACCCCUCCUCGGCUUCGGUAACAGAAGACGAGGCCAGCGACACAGAGGGAGAGGCUCAGUUGGAUGAUUCCUUAGAGGGUCCAUUGGUCAGAAACAUAACCUUUGAAAGCCAGCCUCCAGCCUUGCGCUCUUUGUCCACUGUAGAAGAGGGAGAGGAGGUGGAUGGCGGCGCAGGCGAAGACACCACCCCACCUUCGGCCACAUCGUUGGCGUCUUACGGCUUCGACACCAUGACCACAGCUUCAAACUCCAAUGCCCAAUCCACAGGGGAGAGCUGCAUCAAGAGCCCCGGCAUCUUCUCCCUGGAGGAGCUGUCUGAGGAGGCCAAGGAGCCCUGUUUGAUCCCGCAGCCUCACACCCAGCAAUGCCUCGCAGAGCAGCAGUACAUCGAAUGUGGAAAGCAGGAAGCGGAGUCUGCUGAGCACCUCAGGGACGAAGUGCCGGGGCCAGAGCAAGCCCCGGAUCCUUCGUCAACUCUGAGCACUUUGCAGCCACGGGAGGAAAACCCAGAUGACAUCCAGCCUCCCUACUAUUCUGCUAUCUGUGAAAAGACUGAGAACUCUUUUGCAGGCUUCACUGCGCUACCGCACCCUCACCGCCGCGAUCACUCGGCGUACCCCAGAACCUACUGCGACCUCGUCAAACCUCUCGCCGCCGCCGCCGCCGCCCCGCCGAGGCUGACCUGCGCCGACCUCCCGCCCAGGAGCCUCGGCCAGCAGGCGCUGAGCCCCCAGCUCCGCAGGCUGGAGCAGCACCAGAGGCAGCUACUGGAGAUGCAGCAACGCAGGGACCAACAGAGCAGACCGCUAGAGGAGGCGGAGCAGGAGAGGAAGACGAGGGAGGAGGAGGAGCAGAGGAAGAAGAAGGAGGAAGCUGAAGAGGAAAUAAAGAGGAAUAAAGAGGAGCUGGAAAGGAAGACGCGAGAGCAGGCAGAGGUGACGAAGAAGGAAGAGGAAGACAAGUCGAGGAAAGAAGAGGAGAUUCAGCAGAGGAGAGACCUUGAACUGCAGCUGCAGCAUCAACAACAGGAACUGAAGGAAAGGCAGCAGAUCAUGCAGUGGCAACAAGAGCUGCAACAGUCUAAUAAAGGUCAGACAGUGCUGCUGUCUCCAUCCUCUGGCCUCUGCACCAUCUAUGAAGCCCUGGAGAAUAGUGAUGAAGAGGAAGAGGGAAAGAAGGAGCUCAACCUUGCUAAAGAGAAGACCAGACAAGAGACAAAUGAAGAGACAGACUACUGUGAAAGAACGACAUCGGAUAAAGACGAACAUCAAGACUCUUCGCCGUCCACCGAGAGCCCUCCUCCUCUCCGGGACUCCCCUCAGACAUCCAGCAACCCCUCCCAGGACGGAGACAGCUCCUCCCCUUUGCUCACCGAGUCUCCGGAGCGACCUCCACCCCUGGACCUGGACUGGGGGAAGAAAGUGGACAUAGUCCAGCAGCUGAUCAACCAGACCCUGCUGCUGAACAGAGACGGCUGCUCCUCCCUGCUGCUGCUGCCGGGGGGUGCAGGAGGCACCCUGAGCCCCCUGGAGAGCAGCCUGUGGCCCAGCCUGUUGCCUCCGCUCACCCCUCCCUCUGCCACCGUCACCUCCGUGAGCAGUUUCUCUCCAGAGGCCACUGGGAGCUCCCCGCAGGGAGAGUGGACGGUGGUAGAGCUGGAGACGCAUCACUGAGGGACGCAAGUGUGUGUGAUUUCACUCACACACCUGCAGUACUGUUAAACAUUAACAACACUCAUACAGGGAAGUUGACACAAGUGCUGUCUGUUUUAGCACACAUACACAUGGGAAUUCAAGACUGGAAGGUGAUAUACACAUGUAUACAGAGCAGCCCUGUACACACAAUUAAUAUUUACUUAAGAGAUCAGCUGUACAGAUGGCUUGAAGUAAAUAUUUGGGCUGGGCAAUGUGAGAAAAAAAUUGCAAUAACUAGAAGAAAUUCUUUGACAUUGAUAUUCAUCACAAUAUGUUGAGGAAGAUAAACUAGAUCACUUUGUUGAUGUCCAUCACAUUGUACUAAAGGGUUAUUUUAAAUUCCCAAGUAUUUUAGAAAGAUAACCUGGGAGAAAUUGCAUAAAAUCCAUGAUGAAUGGACAAUGAAUUAUAUUUAUAUACGGCCCAGCCCUGGAGGUAGACGCAUAAACUUGUGCUGCUGUAGAUCAGUGGUUCCCAACCAACAAGGGGUCACAGGUUAGAAAAAACAUGAUUCUGCUACACAAUGUUCAUUUGUUUUUACUUGUUUUUCUCUUUUAAACUACUGAUUUAUAUUUAAGCAUUCAAUCUGAGAGGGAAUAAUCACUCUUUAGUUGAUCUGGUCACAAACUGUAGGGUAAUGAGGUAAAAAUGUUGGGAACCACUGCUAUAGAUUCACAUGAGAGAGGCAGGGAUUUCUAACUGUACAGUUGAAAACAAGCACAUACGACACAGAUACGAAUGCUUGGUGGUGCUGCAGUUCAGUUGUUGGCUGUUUCUCCAAGCAUGUAUGCUGUUUAUUGAUGCAAAAAAAAAGGUAAACAACUUUCUUGCCCUGAAUCCAGACUCUCUGGUAGUGCUUACCCCCAGGUUAACUAGCUACCACUCCCAACUAAGUAAAUGAUUAGAUUUAGGACAUAGAAAGUUGAGGAUUAGAUUAUGGUUGCGGUCGAGGUAAGUCAAGUCUGUGAAGCAGGUCCAGUUUGUAUGUAGACCAAGAGCAGGGUCAGGAUUUUAAAAAUGCAGAGGUCAUUAGUCCAAGAUCUAUCCCCUAAUUGGAUUUUUUCUAUUUAUUCAGUUAACUGAACGCACAUUUUAUUUACCAAUCUGAAAAUCUAAAUGCUUUUUUCAAAGCCUUUUCUACACAUCUUGGAAUAAAACUCUCCGUAUGCAGCCUCAAUCCAGUACCAACCGAAAUGUGUCCAUAGCAUACAGAAUUAAGUGUUAAGUCAUACUCUUCAAUUAGAUAUUUCCUGACUUAAAGGGGCUCUAUGUAAGAAUCAGAAACUGCUUGUUAACAGCGACACCUGUGGCCGUUAAGUCAACGACAGUCAGCGUCCUGCUGCUUGUGCUCGCACUACGUAGACGUGAGUGAGCAUCGGUUAAAACAGUGAGGCGACACACACGAGACUGAACGUGAUGACAGCUAAAAGCACAAUAUCAAUAUAUAUUUCAUAUGAUUUGCAGUAAUGUUAGCUUAUAUGUCCAAUAGGACUUUUGCCAGCUCAGGCUCGGUUUUGAUACCUAAAACCAAACAAAGGUCCCUCAAUGAAUCGAAGGACCCACCAAUGUUGAUCCUAGUUUUCCCUCGACAUCGGUCACAUUCCUGUUUUGCAGGACGGGUUUCACCAGAUAUAACUUUUUUUGGGGGGGGGGGGGGGGUUAUUCUGGGGAGUUUGUGUUGGAGUCUGGUCGUUUGUUUGCGUUUGCGGACUCCAUUUCUAAUCAAACGUUAUUUAUCAUUGCACGCUGUUUUUAAUCCUAGAAUGUAAACUACCUACAGGUUGCUAAAACCCUCAAAAAACUCAACACAAUUACAAAGGACAUGACCUCUGUGGCAUCUACAAUGUUGCUUAAGAGUCUGUACUCAGGGUGAGAAAGUCUCUGGUGCUGCCGGUGAAGAAGCGGCGUCUCAUCUCUGCCACAGAAACAUGAGUAGACGAAAACAAACACGACACCGCACUGAAACUCAGCACCUCUCACUCGACAUCCUACACCACUGCAAGCACAAACUCUACACUGACUAUUAUAUUACAUGUCAGUCCACCUGGACCCACGUGAUUACUGACUGAAUCCCAUGAUGCAUCAGUGCUACUGACUAACAGGGUUGGAACUGGACUGUUUUCAUUAUGCCAAAUCUCGCCACGCCGACGGUGCCAAAUGGCCACUAUCAAUCGAAGGUAAACUGACUGAUAGAUCAGGUUGUUUUACUUUGUGUUCCUCACCUACUGUAGCCAUUUUUAAGUGAAGCCAUGACUGUUUAUACACACAUCCUUAUCACCUUAUUUUAAAAUGAUGAAUACACUGGAGAUGUCUCGCUACUGAAUAGUGAUAAAAGACUCUGAGAUUGCACUUAAUCAGAUUCAGUCUUGUAUCAAUUAGAUAAUAGAGGCUUGGACACUGUGGCUGGUUAAGUCCAACUUACUUUUCUUAUAAUGCGUUUGCAAACUGAGGUCAAAGAAAUGUAUUGAUUAGAGAUGAUUUUACUACAUGGUCUCAGUCUGAGCUGUUUGGACCUUCUUUACCAAAGGUCAGUAGGACGUCUAAGCAUUUCCCUUUGAAACACUGGAGUCACGCACUAAUGAGGUUUUAGUUAUGCACAUAUAAUUGUGUCGAGAGAUGAGACUUGUUGGUUAAAUGAAAUACUGCUGAGGGCUUGUUUUUGCCUUUUUAUGGUCACUGUUCUGGAGCCACGUAUUAACUUCUUCCAUAUGUGUAGUCUCCCCUCGGUUCUCAUGCUAGAUGAUGUUAUUUCAGCCACAGAUUACAGACAGAUGAUGGCUGGAUAUUAUACAAGACUGGUUGGUAACACUUCAUUUUACAGGUCUGCAAAUUUCAUGGUGAUAAUUAGCAAGUAACCUAUUUGAAAUUUCUUUUGAAUUACUGCCACAUUACCCCAAUAUUUACCUCGAAAAUUACUU